Messenger RNA from Sipha flava (yellow sugarcane aphid), 1505 nucleotides. Its product is annotated as TOM1-like protein 2. The record is from RefSeq and is a predicted model, not a curated record. Gene Ontology annotation, cellular component: membrane; endosome. Lineage: Eukaryota; Metazoa; Arthropoda; Insecta; Hemiptera; Aphididae. Gene Ontology annotation, biological process: signal transduction. Gene Ontology annotation, molecular function: clathrin binding; phosphatidylinositol binding; ubiquitin binding. The coding region runs from base 1 to 1443 and encodes 480 amino acids. The transcript is spliced from 12 exons.
AUGGCUACAUUAUUUGGUGUAUCUUUAAAUCCUUUUUCAACGCCUGUUGGUGAAAAAAUUGAAUUAGCAACUGAUGGAGGGUUAGCUUCUGAAAAUUGGUCUCUCAAUAUGGAAAUUUGUGACAUGAUCAAUGAUACCGAAGAAGGUCCUAAAGACGCAGUUAAAGCAAUUCGUAAAAGAUUACUACAAAAUGCAGGCAAAAAUCAUAAAAUAAUUAUGUAUACUUUAACAGUUUUAGAGACAUGUGUGAAAAAUUGUGGUAAAAGAUUUCAUAUAUUGGUGUGUAAUAAGGAAUUUUCUCAAGAACUAAUAAAAUUAAUUGGUCCAAAAAAUGAUCCACCAACCAUUGUACAAGAAAAAGUAUUAAGUCUUAUUCAAAGUUGGGCAGAUGCUUUCCGUAAUCAACCUGAUCUUCAAGGAGUUUACCAAGUAUAUAGAGAACUUCUCCAAAAAGGAAUUGAAUUUCCUAUGACCAAUCUAGAUACAAUGGCCCCUAUACAUACACCAAAUAAAAGUUAUUUUGAAGAACUCAAACCAGUAGAUUGUGCCCAGGCUAAUGAUCAGAAAAAUAAUCAAUUACUUGGUUCAGAACAACUUUAUAAACUCAAUGCUGAUUUGGAAUUAGUCCGUGGUAAUAUGACUGUAUUAAAUGAAAUGCUCUCAGAACUAGUACCUGGAAAAGAAGAUGCAUCUGAUGUUCAACUUUUAACUGAUUUAUAUACAACAUGUAAAGCAAUGCAAGAAAGAAUUGUUGAACUUCUUGCAAAAUUACCUGAUGGAGAAUUCACUGAACAGUUGUUGCUAGUGAAUGAUGAUUUAAAUAAUCUUUUUCUUCGAUAUAGCCGAUAUGAAAAGAAUAGAGAAGCUGGAUGUAACAAUACUAUAGUUGAUGGUCCAUCUUCAAAAAAUACUGAUUUACUUCAAGGUUUUAUUGAUGAACCAAUUGCUACAACUUCAAACCAAUUUUCAAAACUAACUCUUAAUAAUGAAAAACUUAAACAAAAUCCACCUGCAGAUUUGCUAACAAGUAUUCAGUCUGAUGAUUUUGAUAUGUUUGCUCAAUCUCGAUCAGUUUCAUAUGAAAACACAAAAAUUGGAGGAAGUAGUUAUGAUGCCAAUUUAAAGCCAGAUCAAGUAAACAGUUUAGCUUCUUUAACUCAAGCUCGAUCUCAAAAUGUGACUACAAAAGAUGAUUGUGCUCACGAAGAUGUCAUCAGGAUGCAUAGUGAACAAGAUUUUGAUGAAAUAGCAGCAUGGCUUAGUGAAAAUCCAGGAAGUUCAAUCAGAACAGGGGGUGAAAUCGAAGAAUCUUUAUCUAGCAGCGAGUUUGAAAGAUUCUUAGCAGAAAGAGCAGCAGCUGCUGAAAAUUUACCCGCAGGAAACAAUGAAAAUGAACCAAAGCAUAACAAGGAAAAACAAAGUGAUACCAUGUUUGCUUUAUAAGGAAAUAUUUGAAUUUUAAAUUAUUUUAACUAUUAUAGUCAUUGAAUAAUGAAUAUUAAUCA